Messenger RNA from Vanessa atalanta (red admiral), 784 nucleotides. RefSeq names its product protein crossbronx homolog (gene peo). The transcript has 6 exons. Lineage: Eukaryota; Metazoa; Arthropoda; Insecta; Lepidoptera; Nymphalidae. The coding region runs from base 35 to 727 and encodes 230 amino acids. The record is from RefSeq and is a predicted model, not a curated record.
AAGUGAUAUUUGUUGUCUAUAGUAGUCGCUAUCUAUGAAUGAAGAUACAUAUGUAAACGCUAAAAACAUGAAGGAAGGAGGAUAUUCUAUUUUUCAUCAAGAAUACAUCAUCAUGGCAGAAUAUCGUAUGCUGCAAACUGAAAAUUUACCUGGCAUUUAUGUCAUACCGUCCCAUGAAAACUCAUUUCUUUGGUAUGGUGUAAUAUUUAUUAGAUCGGGUACAUAUGGAGGAGGAGUGUUUAGGUUUACUUUAACUUUACCUGAAAAAUUCCCAGAUGACACAGUUCCUACUAUAACUUUUACAUCACAAAUGUUUCAUCCAGCAAUAGACGCUGUGACUGGUAUUCUUAGCCUUAGUGAAGUUUUCCCACAGUGGGACAGGAAACAAAAUCACAUUUGGCAAAUCCUAAAAUACUUGCACUGGAUAUUUCACAAUUUGAAUAUGAAAGUACCAGCAAAUAAUGAAGCUUCUACACUUUACAAGACAAAUAGAAAGUUAUUUAUUGAUAAGGUAAAAGAAAGUAUAGCCAAUAGUAAUGAGCAUAUAUACGACGAACCUCCGACUGAAGAUAAGCAUUAUAUAACAUUCAAACCCUAUGAUCCGAAUGUACAUGACUCUGCUAAAAACAUGAUGUUAAAGGUUCCUGGUGGUAAUGAAAGUUCACACGGUAUUUCAUGGGUACAAUCUGGAUCUUAUCAAUCUUUUUCUAAGGAUGAUACUGCAUAGCAAUUGACAUAUGAUUUUAUUGUUAACAAUAUCACAAAGCACAGCCAUAUGACAAAC